Messenger RNA from Prunus avium (sweet cherry), 1512 nucleotides. Lineage: Eukaryota; Viridiplantae; Streptophyta; Magnoliopsida; Rosales; Rosaceae. The record is from RefSeq and is a predicted model, not a curated record.
AUGGGAAACAGAGUUCUGGGCUUUGGGGUUCUUCUGCUUGUUAUGUGGUAUGGAGUUUCAGUGGCUGUGGGGUACACUGGUGACCCAGAUGAAGAUUUGAGGAAAGAGAAGGAGGGGAAAGAAGGGAUGCCGGGAAGUGGUGACAUGAGGAGGCCAGAGUAUGAGAAACCAGAAUCAGAAAAAGAAGAUUGGUAUUUGCUGCCACACUCAAGGCAAGUGGUGAAAACUGAAGCAGGGGAGAUGAGUGUUGUGAUGAGGGUGGGAGGGAGAGUUGUUGAUAAGCCAAUGCAUAUUGGGUUUAUUACAAUGGAGCCCAAGUCCCUCUUCAUCCCUCAGUAUCUUGACUCAAACCUCGUCCUCUUUGUCCGCAGAGGGGAAGCAAAGGUGGGUUUGAUUUACAGAAAUGAACUGGGGGAGAGGAGAUUGAAGGCUGGGGAUGUUUAUAGAAUUCCAGCUGGUUCUCCAUUUUACUUGGUGAAUACAGGGGAAGGACAGAGGCUUCAUAUCAUCUGCAGCCUGGACACAUCUGAGAGCUUGGGGCUUGGUUCUGUGCAGUCUUUCUUCAUUGGUGGAGGAAUCAACCCACAAUCUGUACUUGCUGGGUUUGACCAUGACAUACUCACAAAUGCCUUCAAUGUCUCAUCAUCAGAACUAACAGAGGUGUUAACAAGUCAGCAAAAGGGUCCAAUUGUGUAUUUGAGUGAUUCUCAUUCACCAAACCUCUGGGCAAAAUUCCUCCAGCUGAAAGAACAAGACAGGCUCCAAGAAAUGAAGAAAAUGGUUGACUUCCAACAAGAACCUGAUCAUCAUCAAGACCAAACACAAACAUGGUCAUGGAGGAAGCUCUUGAACUCGGUGUUUGGAGCCGGUUCAGAUGACAACAAGAAGAGGGCAGAGGACUAUGACAAGGGAAAAGGAAAAUCACCAGAGCCUUACAACCUCUAUAAUCGAAAACCCGACUUCCGAAACAACUACGGAUGGAGCAUGGAGCUUGACGAAUCGGAUUAUGCGCCAUUGAAAGACUCCGGCGUAGGUCUCUACCUUGUCAACCUCACCGCAGGGGCUAUGAUGGCGCCGCAUGUGAACCCGACAGCAACAGAGUACGGCAUUGUGUUGAGAGGCUCUGGGACAAUACAGAUUGUGUUCCCAAAUGGGACAUCGGCAAUGAACACCAAUAUACAAGACGGUGAUGUGUUUUGGGUGCCGAGGUACUUCCCAUUCUGUCAAAUUGCAUCAAGAACCGGGCCGCUUGAGUUCUUUGGAUUCACAACCUCGGCAAGGAAGAACAGGCCUCAGUUUUUGGCUGGUGCUAGCUCUGUUCUUCAGACACUCAGAGGACCUGAGCUUGCAGCUGCUUUCGGUGUGAGUAAGGAUCGGUUGAGAAAGUUUAUCGAUGCUCAGCGCGAGGCGGUGAUCUUGCCUUCGGCACAAGCAGCACCUCCAUACAAGGAGGACAGGGUGCCAGAAGUGAUCAAGAGUUUUGGAACUGACAUGGUUAUGGGUUUUGAUUAA